AUGAGCACUGUCGAGCCUCAGGACUUUUUUUGGGGCCCUCCAACUUCGAAGGCCAACUUCUGCGAAACCGACUACGCUGUGAGCAGGUAUAUCGCUGAAUUUAUUAAUAGCUUGACAAAUGUUGUCUAUAUAAUCUACGGCAUCUAUGGGCUGCGCCAGCUGCGGCGGAAACCGAGGAAAUAUGCUACCGAUGCUUUACGCGCCGUACCCUACUGGGGCUUGAUAGCGGUUGGUCUGUGCUCGUUUGCGUUUCAUCUUAGCUUGAAGUACCAUACCCAAAUGAGUAUCAAUUCUAAUCGCCGCGACUCCAUUGUGAUGGCUAUGGUACUGGGCUCUUUGUUACUGAUUCUACUGAUAUUUCAUAUGAGUACUGAUGAGCUCAUUCUCCACUCCGUGUCCUUUGUGGGCACGGUCACCGCAAUUGGGAUCUAUACUAUACGACUCAUCAACAGCCGGACGCGGCCGGGCUCGGCUGCCCGGCAACAGAUCUGGGGGGUUGUAAGGUUUGGAGCAGCGAUUUUCAACCUUGGGUAUUGGCUUUGGCUGCUGGAUCAGUGGGCCUGCGGAUUCUUGACAAAAGCCCGAGAAGCGAUUUCCUUCUCCGGCGAGGAUUUGAGGCACCCCCAGCAGUUAUUUGCCUGGCCGGCUUCCUGGGCGGCGACAUCGAUUUUUGCAGGACGAGGACCAAGCAAGAACAAGGCCGCAAGCGACCGCCAACUGUGA
Aspergillus saccharolyticus JOP 1030-1 is the source of this 723-nucleotide messenger RNA. RefSeq names its product ceramidase. The coding region runs from base 1 to 723 and encodes 240 amino acids. Lineage: Eukaryota; Fungi; Ascomycota; Eurotiomycetes; Eurotiales; Aspergillaceae. The record is from RefSeq and is a predicted model, not a curated record. The transcript has 6 exons. Gene Ontology annotation, biological process: ceramide catabolic process; ceramide biosynthetic process. Gene Ontology annotation, cellular component: endoplasmic reticulum membrane.